Molecule: messenger RNA, 1143 nt
Organism: Trichoplax adhaerens
Lineage: Eukaryota; Metazoa; Placozoa; Uniplacotomia; Trichoplacea; Trichoplacidae
Exons: 13
Biological process (GO): actin cytoskeleton organization; protein dephosphorylation; negative regulation of actin filament polymerization
Cellular component (GO): cytoplasm
Molecular function (GO): actin binding; protein tyrosine/serine/threonine phosphatase activity
Source: RefSeq, a predicted model, not a curated record
GCAGGCGAUAUUCAACACCAUUUACGCGUUAUAUCUGAGACAGUAAGACCUAAGGACUCAAUUACCCUAGCAGUCAAAUUAGAAUGCCUACUAUCAACUAGAACGAGAUACCUAACUGUGGUAUCAAUUACUGAUAUCGACAAUACAGAAGAAAACGCUCUGUUAGGUUUUGACUGGGAUGAAACUUCUGAUGAAGCCACUUUAGGAAUGGUCCUUCCAGUUUAUGCUGAUACAUCAAUUGUCCUUGAUGGCGACGGAGGUUUUGUAGUAACUUCAGAUUAUCGCAAACAUACUUUCAAGCCUGUAUCAGUGCAAUCAAUGUGGAGCGCUUUACAGACGUUGAAUAAGAAUGUAGAAAAUGCAAGAUAUAACAAUUUUUUUGCUGAAGGUACUUCACAUACUUGGAUUAACCAUUACGUAAAAGAAAUUAAUAGUUCGCCAAAGGCCAUUAUUGAAUGGAAUGCACUUGAUAUCGAAUCUAAAACUAAUUUUGACGCCAAAAUAGAUUCUGAACUGGAUCAAUCAAAGUUAGCUGCCACACGAAAUCUAAUUAAGGUCAAUUUACGAGAUAUUAUGGCGCAUGUAGAUAUAGAAGAAAUAACUAGUAAACAGAUACGGUCAUUACUAGAAGAAAGAAUACAAAUGAAGCUUACUGAAUUCAAGGAAUUCAUUGAUGAAUGUAUGAUUGUUAUCUUACGACAAAUGGAUUCAGCAUCUGAAAUACUGCCUUACCUAUAUUUGGGUUCAGAAUGGAAUGCUGCUAAUAUCGACGAGCUAAAAAAUAAAGGUAUUAAAUACAUUUUAAAUAUCACUUGUGAAGUCGAUAACUUUUUUCCAAAUCAGUUUUCCUAUAUGAAUAUCAGUAGAGUUGUCGAUAAAGAAACAACAGAUCUAAUAACAAAUUGGGACAAGACUUAUAAAUUUAUCAAAGGUGCAAGGAAUAAUAGCUCAAAAGUACUGGUUCAUUGUAAAAUGGGAGUUAGCAGGUCUGCUUCAACGGUCAUAGCUUAUGUUAUGAAGGAAUAUAAGUGGCCCUUAGAGACCGCCUUACAACAUGUGAAAAGCUGUCGCAAUUGCAUUAAUCCUAAUCCGGGCUUUUACAAUCAAUUGAUUACUUAUGAAGGCUUAAUAAAAGCAGGGUAA